Molecule: messenger RNA, 2835 nt
Organism: Candida tropicalis MYA-3404
Lineage: Eukaryota; Fungi; Ascomycota; Pichiomycetes; Serinales; Debaryomycetaceae
Exons: 1
Coding region: 1-2835 (944 amino acids)
Source: RefSeq, a predicted model, not a curated record
AUGAAUGAUACGAGUCGUCGAAGUUCACAAGUAUCAUUUAAUGAUGCAGAAUUAGACUCAUUCACCAAUGUCGAUGAUAUUUUCAAAAAACUAAACAUAUCUCAAAUACAACAAUUGACAAAGAAAUAUAAAUCAGUUAUUGAUUCGACUAAAAAUGAUUUACAUAAUCUUGUUGGUAGUAAAUAUCGUGAUUUGAUCAAAAUUGCUGAAGAUAUAGAUGAUAUUUACCAAACAAGUAACGACAUUGAUUCAAGGAUUCAACAAUUAUCCUAUAAACCAACGAAAUUUGGGUCAAUUUAUCUGGAUAACUAUGGAAAAUUUGAUUCUUAUUGCAGAAAGCAAAAUACUUUAACUACUAAAAAGGAAACAAGAGCAAUUGUUGUUAGAAAUGUUAUAAAUAAGAAAUUAAAUAAAUUGGAUCAAAAAAUUAGACUGGGAAGUUCACCAUUAGUUCAUACUUCAAAUUUUAUCUACUACUCAAAAGUUUACUACACUAUUGAAACGUUGUUUAAGGAUAUAAUUGAAAAAGACGAAAGUAUACGUCUGUAUUUUUUCCAAUUAAAGAGCAAUCUUAAUGAUUAUUUAGAAUUGGAAUUGUCAAGAUACAAUUUGCCAGAAUCAAUUGUUCAUGCCAAUGAUAAAUUUAGACCAAGCCAACGUUUGAAUACAAAUGAUCUUGUUAUGAAUAAUUCUCAGAUAUUGUUACAAGAUGAUUUUGAUAUUGAUUAUGAAGUCGAUGAUGAUGAAUUAGAUGAUGGAAAUGAUGACGAUAAAGAAGCAAACAAUGCAUUUGAAGUUGACGAAAUUGUGAAUUCUAAGCUCGAGUCAUAUGAUAAAAAUACCCUGGUUAUAUGUAAUUAUUUGAUCAGUUAUACUAUCUUAAAUGGAGGAAAAGCCCCGGUUGCAUCAAAAUUUAUUGAAUUGAGAAUGGCGUAUAUCGAUAGUUUGUUGAAUGAUCUUCCAACCAAAUCUCCAUUAGACCAAGUCAAUUUCUAUCAGAUAUUUAAAUUCUUAGAGCAUACAUGCAAUUAUGUGGAUAGCUAUUUUGAAAAGACCUCUAGUGAUUAUCAUAGAAUUUUAACUCACGUUACUAAACCAUGGAAUGCAACUACAUUGAUUGGCCAUAAAGUCUGGAUCGAAGAUGAAUUGAUCCAAUUUGCAGCUGAUUCCACAACUACUUUCGAUCGUGCAACCAAAUUCACAGAACUCAUUAAAUUAGUGUUUGAUUUCACUAUCAAAAGCUUACCUCAAGAUAAUAUCAAGUUUGAGAAUUUAACAUUGACUGUGUUUGUUUUCCAUAACUUCCUUGUUAGUUUAAAAAGAUUGCAAGAUUCAGUAGAACUUUCUGGAUUAGAUUCCAAGUUUAUUGCAGUGAUGUCCAAGACCAAUUUGUUAAAUGACUUGUUAGUUAAAGUAGGUUCGUUCAUAAAUUCAUCUUACGUGAAACACGCAACUAGGUUGACUUUAGGGAAUGAAAAAAGUAUAGCACAACUAAUGGAACAAACAUUGCAAUCAGAUUUAAAUCAAAUUUCGUCUUAUCAGUUAUUUACUCCUGAUUUGGUCAAUUUGAUGGAUGUCAACACUGAAAGGUAUAUUCAAAUCUUGUCGGGUGAAAAUCCUGUUCAAGAUGGUAGCAAUGCUCUUGUUGAAUUAACUGGAUGGUUUAAAGAGUAUGAAAAGUAUAAUAGAAUCGUUAAGAUUGAAACUGAAGAUUCAAGAGGUAGCAAAUUAGAUGCAUUCAAAUGUGUUUCUCAUUUGCAUACUUAUCUUCAAAAUGUUUCAUGGGGAGAUUUCAAAGUAGAAGAAUUUGACAAUGAAUUUAGAAAAUUAUCAACUACAAUGAAUGAUUUAUUCUGGGAUCAAAUAUCUAAAUUCCUUGAAUUUAUUUCCAAAGUAUCUGAAUCUGUUACGACUACCGAUAAGAUUGUUUAUAUAAUUGGUAUAACCAAUCAAUUGAAAGAAAAGAUCUCCACCAUGGAAUCCACAGACACUUUUAAAUCAACAAAUGAAUCCAUUGAUAACUUAAGCAUUCAAUUAUUCAAGAGAUUAAUUAAUGAUAUUCCAAAUGAAGAGAUACUCAAACUAUUGGAAAACUCAAUAAUUGAAAGUAUUGAACUUGAAGGUAAUGAUAUUCCAACUCGACCAAAUUUAAAACUAACAGCAAUGAUUUAUAAAUUAGCUAAUGAAUAUUUAAAAGUUUCUGAAAUUUCAAACAAUUUGGAUAUUUUCCUGAAUUCCAAAAUUAGUCGUUGUUUUGUUGAUACUAAGAAUAAUUGGUUUAAGGAUGAAUUGAUUGGGAAGAAGUUUAUCAUGAACUUGGAGACGACUCUUGAUGCAAAGAAGGAGAAGAAUCAUGAUUUAGAAAGUGGCAAGGUAGAUGAUUCUAAUGAAGAGGAAGUCAAGGAUGUACCCGAGCAAGAAGCAGAGAAAGAUUCCAAAGAAAAUUCAGAAGAAGACUCCAAAGUCGAGUCUGAAGAACCAAAAGAGGAUGUUAAUGGAUCAGAAUCUGAAUUGAAAGACGAAGAGAAGAACGAUGAACAAGAAUCACAACCAGAUGAUGAUAUUAAACCAAAAGGUGACAAUUCUGAGGUCAUCAAUGGAUCUAGUACUAUUUCCAAAACUCAAGCCCUUGCGAUCUUGGCUAAUUACACAUUCCUUCUACAUUUCUUCACGUCAAAAGUUGAAUUGGAAGACACCAAUACUAUUAUUGAAUUGAUAAAACAACAUUAUAAUGGUGACAUUGAGAAAUCUACAUUAACCAUUGUUGUUGAUGGGGUUGCUUCAUUUUAUAGAUCACAUAAAAACAUCUAUUUACCAUUACUGGUAUUAGAAUAA